AGCCGAACCACCUACCGAGGCAACUUGACGCCGGUGCGCACGGCGCGCGGAGAUCAGGUUCGAAACGCCGCAUCUCCAAAUCGCAUUCCGCACGCUGAAAUCUAAACCGAGGGCAUCAGGAUGUGUGACAUAAUCCCCGAGCCAUCUGAAAACUGCGCUCCUGCAAACAUGGCUCCUGGGUUGCUUUGACAGAGAGAUAUGUGGAUCUCUGUUCGGUAUCCGGACGCAUAAAACGAGGGGCGGACACCGACGGACCGAAACGUCAGCGCGCACUAAACUAUAAAUCUCUCCAAACCGCUCUGUCUGUAUUUUGCUCGGACGCGCGUCCUCCCUUCUCCAGUAUGAGAACAACGCGCGCGGACACCCGUCGAAGUGCGUAAGGCGCCAUCUGGAGCGCAGGAAAUGGGGAGUUGGAACCCCCCCUCUGCGCUGUUUACCGCCUCAACAUAAUGUCACAUUUGGGCGCAGUUGGAUAUAACGGCGCGCUGGCUGUCAGGCGCUCCUUGCGCUCGUGAAAAAGAUCUACUACGAUUAUUAAUAUUAUUAUUUGCACCGACUGACUGCUUUCGGCCGGAGAUGGUGGAUCACUCUCGGAUUUCCAUCGUGGAAACGUAGCAUCCAAUUAAUCAGUGAAUGCAACUGGACCCCGCGAGGCGCAGCUCUGCGCGUCGGACUUCAAAGUGUGGAAGGGCGCACGGAUCGCGCUGAAUCGGAGUAUGCAAAACACACCUUUGCGGUUCUGCUUUUGGAGACAACUCAAUUUGAACUCGUGUCGAAGGAGGACAAUUCGGGAUUGUGUCUGUUAAAAACGAUUUACGGAGCUGAUCCAGCUUCGGGACACUAAAUGAUUCGUGUUUUCUUUUUGGAUUUUAAAGCAAACAACCGAGUGAGUUUCAGGUCUGCAUGGGCCAUAUUUAAGCUUUCUUCAUAGGAACUGAGUCUAAAAUGAAGUUAUGGGAUGUUUUGGCCACGUGUUUGUUGCUCCUGAGCUCUGUUGCUACAAGGCCUCUGUACCAAAACACUCAGCCCGCCGAGAGGACUUACUUCUCCAGCAGCUACACUGAUUCUGUGUCGCUCUCUGCCGAGGACAAAGACCCAAAGUUCCAGCGUGAAGACGACAACCUGCAGCAGAUUUCUAUGGAGGAUCAGUAUGACAUCACAGGUCCCUAUCCAGAGCAGUUUGAUGAUGUAAUGGAUUUUAUUGAGGCUACCAUUGGCAGACUCCGGAGGUCGUCUGAGCCAAGUGGGCACUCCAGAGGAAGGAGGGAGCAGAGGCAAAGAGGAGCAUCAAACACAGACGGUACGAGACGUGUGGGGCGAGGACAUGGCGAAAGGAGGAGGGGCAGAGGCCGAGGGGGAAGUCGAGGCAGUAAAGGAGGCCGGGGUGAGAGGGGGCGGGAAAGGACAGCAGUGCAGAGCCGAGGUUGCCUGCUAAAGGAGGUCCACCUCAAUGUGACGGACUUGGGGCUCGGCUACCAGACUAAAGAGGAGCUGAUCUUUCGCUAUUGCAGUGGCCCCUGUGUUGAGGCAGAGACCAACUACGAUAAAAUACUCAACAACCUCACCCACAACAAAAAGCUGGAUAAGGACACGCCCUCUCGCACCUGCUGUCGACCAAUCGCUUUUGAUGACGACUUGUCUUUCUUGGAUGACAAUGUAGUGUAUCACACACUGAAGAAGCAUUCUGCCAGGAAGUGCGGCUGCGUCUGAGGAAGUCACAUGGAUGCAACAAAAUGAGACAUGGAGCUCCUUUACAGGUGGGUACAACCUCUCACAGGAGAGGCCUACAAGGUCAAAGAAGCAGUGCUGGAUCUACAUAGUCCUACGGAUCUACAGAGUCAUCAAACUGAAGUUACAAGAGAUACUUUGUACCAAGUACCAGACAGUUUUUUUGACUGUUAGAUGUAAGCAGAAGUGUAUCAGGUCUGUACACAUUCGCAGAUGAUACGAUGCUGUUACAUUUUUGAAAAUCAACAGUGAAGUAAAGCUAAGUUGGUUUAUUUUUUCAAGAAAGAACACAUUCUCCCAGGAAGAAGAUGUUCUACAAAUGAACAUGAAGAUUUAUGGAGUAUAUUCAGCAUACGUUCAAAGCCAAGGGACGAGGAAUACCAUGCCAGGCUUCAGCAAGGACUUUUUUUUUUUGGUGCAACGCAUCUACAUAAAUAUUUAAUCAUAUAUAUACAUCCAUAUAUAUAUAUAUAUAGAAAUACACGUGUGUGUAAGAGGUAUAUUUAUUAAGAUGGAAUUAACUUAUUGUUAUUUAUUUCAGUCCAUUCUAUGAGAGAAAUUUGUUGUUUUCUUAUUUAUUUAAAAGCUUUGUUUGUCCUGGUUGGUGCCCAUUGGAGCAUUUUCUCAAAUAUCUGACAGAAUGAUCUAGGCCUGAUAAUCACUCACCCAUCUCCGUCCUCACGCCUAACCGCUUCACAUAGAUACCAAUCAAUCCGCAGAGAGGAGGGGACCAAUAGAAGCUUUUCAGCUGAACUAAUCUCUUUUUUUGAGCAUUUUGCUAAUUAAGAUAUUGAGGACACUAGGCCUCAAGCAAGAACCACCCAUACGAACACGUUUGUUUGUAAGUAGCUUGUAUGAGGGACUUAAGAGAAAGUCCAGUAUUCACCAAUUUUUUUGAAUUUUUGAGGUUUUUUCGUGGGUACAAACAAAAUCUACAGGUGGUGCAUCCCUGUAAUAAGAGUUGUGGAAAUAGUUUGCUGUCAUCCAAACCUAAAUUUUCAAUAACUGAUUGAAUAUAUCAUCAUCAUCAUCAUCAUCAUCUAUUUUAUUUGAGCAGAGGAUAAGAAA
This is a messenger RNA of Thalassophryne amazonica, 2796 nucleotides long. It is a transcript of the gene gdnfa, whose product is annotated as glial cell derived neurotrophic factor a. The transcript is spliced from 3 exons. Gene Ontology annotation, biological process: positive regulation of branching involved in ureteric bud morphogenesis; peripheral nervous system development; negative regulation of neuron apoptotic process. Gene Ontology annotation, molecular function: growth factor activity; glial cell-derived neurotrophic factor receptor binding; receptor tyrosine kinase binding. The record is from RefSeq and is a predicted model, not a curated record. Lineage: Eukaryota; Metazoa; Chordata; Actinopteri; Batrachoidiformes; Batrachoididae. Bases 946 to 1710 code for a protein of 254 amino acids.